AUGGCUAAACCGCACGCCCGGCCCCGCUCCCCGGACGAAGAAGUCGGGGGCGCACGAGCCGCCAGCCCUCCGAACCCGGCAUCGUCGUCGCCGCCGCCUCCGCCUCCGUACCCCGAUCCGGGAACGGAACCCUCCGCCCCGCGCGAAGACCAGCCCCUCCUCCGCGACCCGGCCGCCGCGGUCGGGGACGGCGAGACUUGGAAGCCCCCCCGCGGCUUCGGCUGGAUUGAGCUGGCCAUCAUGUCCAACGUCUUCCUGUACGGGUUCGACGGGACCGUCACGGCUUCGACGUACGCCGUCAUCGGCUCCGAGUUCGACGCCGCCAACACGGCGAGCUGGCUGACGACGUCGUACCUCAUCACCAGCACCGCAUUCCAGCCGCUCUACGGCCGGUUCUCGGACAUCUUUGGGCGGAGGAUCUGCUUCUUCGUCAGCAGCGUCACCUUUGGGCUGGGGUGCCUGGGAUGCGGGCUGGCGGGCGACGUGGUGCUGCUGAACUGCAUGCGCGCGUUGACGGGGUUCGGAGGGGGCGGUCUGAUGACGAUGGCAACCAUUGUCAACUCGGACAUGAUCCCCUUCCGCAAGAGGGGCAUGUACCAGGCCCUCCAGAACGGCAUGUUCGGUUUCGGCGCCGUCGCUGGCGCCUCCUUCGGCGGGUCCAUCGCCGACCACAUCGGCUGGCGCUGGUGUUUCCUGCUGCAGGUGCCCGUCUCCCUCUCCGCGCUCGUGCUCGGCGCCCUGGUCAUUGACAACCCGGAGGGAGGGUUCGGUAUCGACGCGAACGACUACAGGGCCAUCUGGUCCCGCGUCGACGUCUCCGGAGCGCUGCUCCUUGUUGUCGCCAUCUCUGUCCAGCUUGUCGGGUUGAGCCUGGGAGGAAACGAGCUGCCGUGGGGCAGCCCCGUGGUCAUUGGCACGCUGGUCGGCAGUGUCGGCCUUCUCGCGUUGUUUGUGGUUGUCGAGGCACGGACGAGGGCCAUUCCCGUCAUCCCGUUAAGGAUGCUCAAGGGAAGAUUGCCAGUCCUGACGCAGAUCUCCAACGUCUGCGCUGGACUUGCCGCGUACGCGUACCUGUUCAUGUUGCCCCUGUUCUUUCAGGUGGUCUUGCUCGACUCUGCCACCAUCGCUGGGGCAAGGCUGGCGUUCCCAUCGCUCGCGACGCCCCUGGGCGGUCUCUUUGCAGGCAUCGUCAUGUCGCGCUGGGGUAAGCUCAUCUGGCUGGUCCGAGCUGGUGCCUUUCUGAUGCUGUUCGGAAACGCCCUCGUGACGGCCCUGCAGUUUCAAGACUCGAAGUGGAAGUACUUGGUUUACAUCUUCCCGGCGAAUCUCGGACAGGGUAUGAUUUAUCCGGCGAUUCUCUUCACGACCUUGGCUUCGUUCGACCAUGCCGAUCACGCAGUUUCGGCCUCGACUGUGUAUCUCGUUCGCUCUCUCGGCAGCGUCUGGGGCGUGGCAAUCACCUCCGCGAUCGUACAGACAACACUCAGCCUCCGACUGCCCAAAACCCUCGGCCACAUACCCGAUAAGGAGCAGCUCAUUGACGAAAUCCGGCAUUCUGUGACGGCUCUCAAGACCCUGCCAGUAGAGGUCCGCCUCCCUGCGCGCCAAGUCUACUACGAGGGUAUCCGGUAUGCCUUUGCCGCUUCCACGGCAUUCGCUGGAAUUGCCGUGAUUGCGGCGAUUUACGCGAGCCCGCGUAGUCUCCGUAGCACUCACAAAUAG
Colletotrichum graminicola M1.001 is the source of this 1722-nucleotide messenger RNA. Its product is annotated as major facilitator superfamily transporter. Gene Ontology annotation, cellular component: fungal-type vacuole membrane. Lineage: Eukaryota; Fungi; Ascomycota; Sordariomycetes; Glomerellales; Glomerellaceae. Gene Ontology annotation, biological process: basic amino acid transport; transmembrane transport. The coding region runs from base 1 to 1722 and encodes 573 amino acids. The transcript has 5 exons. Gene Ontology annotation, molecular function: basic amino acid transmembrane transporter activity. The record is from RefSeq and is a predicted model, not a curated record.